Messenger RNA from Lates calcarifer (barramundi perch), 6012 nucleotides. It is a transcript of the gene flt1, whose product is annotated as fms related receptor tyrosine kinase 1. Gene Ontology annotation, biological process: positive regulation of kinase activity; protein phosphorylation; vascular endothelial growth factor receptor signaling pathway. Bases 536 to 4369 code for a protein of 1277 amino acids. Lineage: Eukaryota; Metazoa; Chordata; Actinopteri; Centropomidae. The transcript is spliced from 30 exons. Gene Ontology annotation, cellular component: plasma membrane; signaling receptor complex. The record is from RefSeq and is a predicted model, not a curated record. Gene Ontology annotation, molecular function: vascular endothelial growth factor receptor activity; ATP binding.
GGACACUAUGCGCGCAUCCUCCGCGAUUUACAGAGGUGCAUGUCCUAUUCUGGGUAUAGGAGAACUUGUAGAUUAUUGGUUUAGGAAAGGCUUCUUUAUUUAUAAAAACGUGAUUAAAACUGGUCAAGAAGAGCUUUUUUGGGAUACUGCAAUAUUCUCUCAUCAACACCUCAGUGCCUGAAGGGUUGAUCACUGGGGAGAGCUAAAAGGAGACUGCUCUUACGCGCCCUGGGUGUGUCAGUAGACGUCACGGAAGUCCUCUAUCCGGUGGCUGCACUGUGGGAACUGUAUAAAAUCCGCGCCACUAUCCAAAAACGAUGGGAAAAAGUUGCACUGGAGUUCAAGCGUGGUGUCCUGUUGCGUGAUCUCCCGCAGCUAUCCAGGAAAACCCAUCCAUCUUCCACUCACUGACCAUCAGCAGCCGAGCGCAGCAGCAGCCGAGCGCUCUGUGCCGUCUGUGGUCUGCGGCAGGAAUAAAGCUUGUUUUGAUAUUUUAUAUUUUGAGAGCUGCUUGCUGCAUCUGGAGUCGCCAGACAUGAUGAAUUGUAUUCUCAUCUGCCUGCUAUGUGGAUUGUAUGGUGUUUUAGCAAGAGAUAGAGAACAGAAGGGGAAAUACAGUGUCCCUGUCCUGGAUGUGAAAACCCGGCAGCUGGUCCUGGCCACCAACCACACACUAGUGCUCGGCUGCAGGGGCCGCUGGGAGCUGAUAUGGGCGUUCCCAUCAGGGUUGGCCAGAGAUCAGGUGCGAGUGGAGGAGUCACGCUGUGGGAGGACGAAACAUCACUACUGCAGCCGCAUGACGGUCAGCCGCAGCCGGGCCCAGCACACAGGCCAGUUCAGCUGCGGAUAUAAGCACCGACCUCAGAAACAGACCUCUGUUUAUGUAUAUGUCACAGACAGCCAGCAGCCAUUUGUGGAACGUCCGGGUAUGAGCCCAGAUGUGUUGUACCUGAAGACGGGGGAGCAGCUGGUCAUCCCCUGCCCAGUCACCCACCCCAAUGUCACCACCACGCUGGUGAAGUACCCCAACGACAGUCUGAGUCCAGACCAGAGGAACAUUAUCUGGAACAGCACACAGGGUUUCACCAUCAGAAGUCCCACCCUGUAUUACACCGGCCUCUUCUUCUGCCAGACCAUCACUGAUGGUGUCACACACUUGUCACAUAAAUACUAUAUUCACAGACCAGUGAGUAACAUCAUGGCUGUGUAUCUGAACAGCAGUGGACCUGUGCAGGCCCUGAAGGGAAAUAGUCUGGUCUUAAACUGUACUGCCAAAGGGGAGUUGAACACCAGAGUCAGCAUCAUCUGGGACUACCCUGGAAAGAGUAACAAUGUCGGCUCCACCACCAAGAGGCUCGUCAAACACAGACUGCACAUGUUGUUCUACAGUAUCCUAACCAUCCCGAAGCUCCAGCGAUCAGACCGAGGCCUCUACACAUGCCGAGUCACCAGCGGUGAAAACACCAAGCAAGAGCAAGUCAACGUUACUGUCUAUGACCGGCCGUUCAUCCAUCUGAGGCCCAGGCACAGAUCUGUGUUGGAGGUUCAAGCAGGACAGAAAUCUUACCGAAUCUCUCCCAAACUAAAAGCAUUCCCUGCCCCUGAAGUCAUCUGGUUUAAGGACGGCAUGGUGGCAGCAGAGCAAUGCUCCCGAUACCACAUGGAUGGGCAUUCCCUGGUGAUCCGGGAUGUCGCAGAGGAGGAUGCUGGGAAGUACACUGUCCUGGUACAAAUCCAGGAGCACGGACUCUACAAGAAUCUCACGCUCACACUCGUUGUCAACGUGAGUCCUCAGAUAGGGGAGAAAGCGGUGUCACUGCAGGACCCAGGCUCGGUGCCACGGGGGAUCAGGCGAGCCCUACACUGCACGUCCCAUGGAGUCCCUCCUCCACACAUCCAGUGGCUCUGGCAUCCCUGCCCGUCCAAAGGCCUGUGUGUGUGUCCAACCUCCUCCUCACUGUGGAGCCUUGUGACGGAGAGUCUCCCCGCCACAUCCACACACAACCACAUCCUGAGUGUUACUCACAGACAGGAAGUGCUUCAGGGGAAGAAAAAGACAGUGGGGGUCCUGACUGUGGCAGAGGCCUUUGUGUCUGGAGUAUAUCGCUGCGUUGCCUCCAACUCUGUCGGCGCAGACCAGCUAGACGUCCACUUCUACAUCACAGACGUCCCAGGAGGCUUCAGUGUAAACCAGCAGGAGGAACCAAGAGAGGGCGGAGAUCUCCACCUCACCUGUGUUGCCAAUAAGUACCUGUACACAGCCUUGUCAUGGCAACGGGUGAAUGACACAGAGGGUGUCCAAUCCCACAGAUCUGCCCUAAGUAGUCAGCAGUUCACAUCGGGGGAAUUCUCCAACUCUCUGGUUCUGUUGCUAAGCAACCUGACAGCCAGAGAUGCUGGAACCUACAGGUGCUCCACCCGCCACCUCAUCACGGGACAAGAAACACAUCUGGACACACAGGUGGCAGUCACAAUUCUGGAGCCUCCGGUGCUGCGUAAUAAUUUGACAGAUUGUACAGUCAACGUCAGCAGCUCAGUGACCCUUAGCUGUCCGUCUCAAGGCAUCCCACCCCCUACUAUCACAUGGUACAAAGAUGAACAUGCUCUGUCACAGGGAUCAGGUAUUGUCAUAUCACCAGAGGAUGGCACCCUCCAUAUUGACCGAAUCACAGUGGAAGACCAGGGUCUGUAUACGUGCCAGGCCACCAAUGAGAGGGGAUCAGCAGAGAGCUCUGCCUACAUAUGGGUCACCGGUGCCUCAGAGACCUCAUUUUUGGAGAUUCCCACUCUCACUUGUACCUGUGUGGUGGCCACUCUCUUCUGGCUUUUGCUCACACUCUUCAUACGGAAACUGAAACAGCCCAGUGCUUCUAACACCAAGCCAGAGUAUCUGUCAAUCAUUCUGGACACUGGAGAGGGACCAAUAGAGGAGCAGUGUGAAAGACUGCAAUACGACCCCAACCAAUGGGAGUUCCCUCGGGAGCGCCUCAAAUUAGGGAAACCUCUGGGCCGUGGAGCCUUUGGUAAGGUGAUGCAGGCAUCUGCGUUUGGUAUAGACAGUGCCUCAAGCUGCAGGACUGUGGCUGUUAAGAUGCUCAAAGAGGGAGCUACAACCAACGAGCACAAAGCUCUGAUGACUGAAUUGAAGAUCCUCAACUACAUCGGACACCAUCUGAAUGUAGUGAACCUUCUGGGGGCCUGCACCAAGCCAGGAGGACCACUGAUGGUUAUUGUUGAGUACUGUCGCUAUGGAAAUCUCUCUACCUUCCUGAAGAGCAAGAGAGAGGUGUUUGUGCACAACCGGUUGGCCAGAGGGAAGGAUGGAGGGCUGAGUUGUGUCAGCGGUGUGUCUGACAGCCAGAGCCUCGUUAAAACAGAAUUUGAUCACAGAGACAAGACAGACAAUGACCUUGAUCCAAAAUCUGCAUCCAGCUCUUUAUUCCUGGAAGAUCUCAUCUCCUUCAGCUUUCAGGUGGCACGUGGAAUGGAGUAUCUGGCCUCUCGCAAGUGUAUUCACAGAGAUCUGGCAGCCAGGAACGUUCUGCUUUCUGACAAUAAAGUGGUGAAGAUCUGUGACUUCGGCCUGGCCCGAGACAUCUACAAAGACCCUGACUAUGUUCGCAAAGGAGAUGCUCGCCUCCCUCUCAAGUGGAUGUCUCCUGAGUCCAUCUUUGAUAAGGUGUUCACCACCCAGAGUGACGUGUGGUCCUAUGGCAUUCUGCUGUGGGAGAUCUUCUCUUUGGGAGCUUCCCCGUACCCUGGUCUCCACAUAGAUGAAGAGUUUUGCCACAGACUGAAGGCUGGAACAAGGAUGCGAGCACCAGAGUACAGCACACCUGAGAUUUACAGCACAAUGCUGGCAUGUUGGGAGGCCAGUCCCUCAGACCGACCCACCUUCACCAACCUGGUGGAGACACUGGGAGACCUGCUGCAAGCAAGGGUUCAGCAGGAUGGGAAAGAUUAUAUUCCUCUGGGAUCGUUCAUGUCUGGAGACACAAAUCGCAGCGACACCUUGAAAGAGAACCCACUCGCAGUCACAAACCUGAGUUACAUGAGGGGUAUGGCCACACUCCAGACUUUUGAGGAACUGUCCUGCCAGGAGCCAGACAACCCUGAUGAUGAGCAGAGUGACAGCGGUAUGGUCCUACCAUCUGAAGAGCUGAAGCAUAUGACGUGGAGUAACAGCACUAAGAAGCUCAGCAGGUUCUUUGGCUUCAAGUGUCGGGACAACAAGGUGCCCUUCCUGUGCAGUGACAUCCCAGGUCUCCGUGACUACGAGCCGUCUAUCCUGCCGUGCGACUGGGAGUCUGACGAGGGCGGCUCCCCUCCUCCGGACUACAACUCUGCCUUCCUCUACCCCUCCCUCUAGCAUCUGUUCCUGUCUAAUUCUUUGACUGACAGUCUUACAUGGUAAAUAUAUUUUCCUGCUCACGAUUUUUACUCACUCUGAACUUAUUCAGCUUUUUUACAACUGCCGUUUUCAUCUGCUACCUCGUUAAAAUGUCUGUAAUCCUCUACACAUAGGUAAUCCUCAGUCACAUAAGAUUUCCCUUUUCCUCCCUCAGCCAAACUAAGAAAUCAUUUCUUUAGUUUAAAAAACAAAGCAUUUGCUCAGUCUCCAAAAUCACAUGCUGUUAUACAACAAAGCUUCCUCACAGUAUUAUCUUAAUGCAUUUCCAUGCAUCCCUCUCUAAGAGCAGCUAAGCAUUACUUGACAGUACUUAUCUAAUGCAAUUAUGAAGAAUGUAUUUACCAAGCUACAACUAUUACAGCUUAUUAUUAUUAUUGGUACCUUGUGCUCUGAGCUUUGUGAAGAGGAACACUGCUGUAUGGAAUAACUGUUCCUCUUUCACUGCUACUAUAUGCUGGACAAAGUUAUUACCCACUGAAUUAUAGUAUGCGUUAGGCAGAAUGUAUCUAUCUGUAUUUAUUUUAAUGCUGUAGUCAUGUCAUGGAUGAGUCACUUGCUAACCAUCUCUGUGAAUGUAAAUUACACUCAGUAGCCAGUUUAUUAGGCACGCCUAAAACUAAAGCAACAGCCCUGCAAAAAAAUCCACUUUCAUGGAGGUUAUAAUGUUAAUUUUUGUAGAAACUGUUUCAAAAAGGUGCUGAUUUAUGCACACCAGUACAAAAUAUUAAAAAAAAACCUUUCAGUAUUAUGUAAUAUAACUUAAAAGCAAACUAAAGCCUCCAAAAUGACAAUUAAGAAACUCAGUGUGUCUUUAAAAGACUUGGGCAUUAUAAUCUUCAGAAUCUUAAUGAACUAGCAAUUGACUGUGUAUUUAAUUCUACACUAACAAUGUUUUGAUAUACUUAAAUCAUUCAGAAUGGACAAACAUAUAAAAUAUAUACGUCAUAAAUAUACAAGCAAAAAUACCAAGUAUUCCCUUGCUCUGACUUUUCAAUGCUAAGGAUUCGCUUGACUUGGAUAACAGUUGAUCUGACAGACAUUUUAAAGACCAAACGAUUCAUCAAGAAAAUAAUCAGCAGAAGAAUCGAUAAUGUAAAGCAAUGGAAGCACCUCUACAAGACCAACAGACAUCCACAAUAUUGGCACCUAACCCACCAACUUAUAACAUCACCAUCCUGACGCAGACCCAAUAUACACUUGGUAUUAACAUGCGAAUCUAUAUCUGGAUAAGGCCUUUUCAAGAUAGAUUGCAUGUUAAUACCAGUUUUAAGUGAACAGUAGAUAGGAACAGGUAGAGAAAGACGAUGAUAAUUCCAUCUCACUGUGUAAUAAGUGAGCAAGAACUACAAUGCAGACAUACUCUAUGAUUAUGAAAACAAACCUCAAGAAUUAGGCAGUCUUAACAGAGUGCUCUCUUGUAUCACAUCUAGUUCUUUGUUAAAGAUGACUAAUCACUGAAGAAUGUAAUUGUUUAUGUAGUAAAAUCCAAUGCAUAUGUUGACAUUAGUAAUGUUCUGAUUGUAUAAACAUGCUUUAAAAUAUUUAAAAUGUAAGUGAAUAGUUGUAACAUUCCUAAUUACAUAAACAGACAAAAUCCCUCA